AGACACUGCAGAAUUGUGGGAAAUGUGGUCAAACGCAAAUUCUUUCUGCCAGUAUUAGAUUAAGGGAUGGUGUCUUUGUAUGUCCAGCCGGUGACAUAUCUUCAAGCAAAGUGCACCAUUACUUACUGCAAAUCAUAUGAAGGCCUACCGUGUUAUUGCGCCAUGAUGCUAGAAGAUAAAGCCACUCCCAAGAUGAAUGGUAGUCACGGGAGAAGUGCUGUGUCUGUUACUUUGAAAAGACCUUCUUCAGAACUGAGUGCUCGGAAGAUUAAAGAUAGUGCAGCAGACUGGCAUAAUUUCAUGUUGAAAUGGGAACAGCUGAAUGAUUCUGGUUUUGCUAUAGCAAAGAAAAUUGUAAAUAUGAAACUGAGUUCACAAUUGGAACAAGAGUCCAAGCUGGAGUUGGAAAUGAGCAGCAUCACUGUAGAGUCUACAAAAGCACCUUUGAUGUUCAACAAGGAGCUUGAUGAUUGUUGCACAGAGUUGCUUGCAAUACAGGACAGCAUGGCAAAACUUGUUUCAAAAAUGGAAAAGCUAUGCUCUGCUGUAAAAGGGAUAUGUGAUUUAGAAGCAUACCAUCAUGGAGAUGCAGCGCAAGAGAUAUCUUUAUUUCAUACAUGGCCUAUGGCUUACUUCAGGGAAACCUUCAUGAAGCUGGCAGAAAUGUAUAAAAAGGAGCUUGAUUUGAAGAGAACUAUAGUUCGGGAGAUUGCUCAUGCUACUGAACAAAAUAUCAUGAUGAUUUAUUUAUCCUCUUGGCUGUACCAGCCUUAUAUUGAAGACAGUGGAAGAUUACUGCUGGAAAGCAUGUUACUGGAGACAGGACACAGACCUCUAUAUACAGCUAAAUGAGAACUUGUUUCAUAUAACUAUGGAAUCAUCGUUUUCAGCUAUAUUGCACUGUUUUGGAAUAAGUCUAAAAUGUUUUUAGUUUUUCUAAUAAAAGUCAGUUUGAAUUAUA
Molecule: messenger RNA, 961 nt
Organism: Protopterus annectens (West African lungfish)
Lineage: Eukaryota; Metazoa; Chordata; Ceratodontiformes; Protopteridae
Gene: CINP
Product: cyclin dependent kinase 2 interacting protein
Exons: 5
Coding region: 67-852 (261 amino acids)
Source: RefSeq, a predicted model, not a curated record